Messenger RNA from Cryptomeria japonica (Japanese cedar), 1192 nucleotides. RefSeq lists its product as uncharacterized. Bases 72 to 923 code for a protein of 283 amino acids. The transcript has 4 exons. NCBI's taxonomy places the organism in Eukaryota, Viridiplantae, Streptophyta, Pinopsida, Cupressales, Cupressaceae. The record is from RefSeq and is a predicted model, not a curated record.
AGGGUGGGUAAUUUGUUUCUUCGUUAUUUGCUUUUGCCGUUCGAUAUUGCUAAGGGCCGUUGAGGAAAUAGAUGAGGAUCCGCAGGCGUUUUUCCUCCAUUUCUUCUGAUAAAGCAGUCGCUUCUACUUGUACUGAAAGGGAGGAGGAGGAGCGGUGGAGGGGAGAGGAGUUUCUUCUGCCUCUCGCAGCGGCGGUGGUGGAAGUUGGAGGAGGAGGAGGAGGAGGAGGAGGAGAAGGAGGAGAUGAUGGAAUUGGUGGGAUUCACACCCGCCGCCCGCACAGCUGGAGGAAUGUGCUUUUUCAAUGCAACACACCAGACGAGGCAGUGCAGGUACGUGGGGGAGGCGACAAACCAAAUUACGGAUGGAAUGGGAUUAUAAGAGGAAAUCCAGAGGAUAAUCUCGGGCUUCUCCCAAGCGAAGGAAGCAGCGUCGAGCAAGAGAUCACGCAGCUGGAAUUGCCAAGAUCCGGUGGGUCUGAAAAAUGUUUAAUGUGGGAGAAGAAAAAGAGUACGAUCACGAAGAACACAAGCAAGCUGGAGUGCAUUACAAAAUGUCAUGUCAUAAGGCACAUUAAUGCAAGUGCAAAGGAGGAACGAAAGACAAAAUGCAAAGCCCGUGGUGAUGAUGAUAAUGAGGAGAGGUAUAUGCAUACAGGAUCUCAGUGUAGGAGGAGGAAUGGAAGGGGGUGGAGGUGCUCUCAGAGAACUCUUGUUGGGUAUCAUCUAUGUGAACAUCAUCUUGGAAAGGGCAGAUUGAAGAGCAUUAACAGCACCAUCAUCAAGGGUGGUGGAAGUGGAAUUUCAGUUUCAGUGAACAACAAAGGCACCAAAUUCAAAGAAUUGCACCUUAUCCACGCUACUGCUGCUGUGUUUCAAAACGUCGAACCAGAAAAACAUACACAGUUUAAAACAGAAGCGUGAAAAAUUCAUACCAAUGGAUACCCCAAAAGCUUAAGUUGAUGUACAAUAACUGCUGUAGUACUCAGUAGGAAUUGAAAGCUGUUCUCAUAAGUAUAGGCUAACAGGUGUAGCUGUUUCUCCGUGCAUCCCUUGAAAAAUAAUUCAAUAAUUUCCAUGCACGUACUUUCAGCAUUGAAUAUAUAAAAAAUUCUCUUUCAAGAAGUCAAGUUUUCUGUAAAUUUUUGUAAAGAUCUUUCUAUUUAUCAUUAAAUGCUGGUUGAUUAUUUGUC